AUGAACCCCCAACUAGUCGGGAUCCUGCUGGGCACCCUGCUGGGGGCUGUCUUGGGAAACUGCAUGUGGUGCUUUGACUGCAGAGGCCCUGGCAGCUCCUGCAAAGAGAUGGUGACCACCUGUGCGAGGGCGGGCGAACGCUGUGGCUUCCUGGAGCGCAGACCCCACUCAGGCUCUGGACAGAUGAAACUUUCUGGGAACCCCUCAGUGACCGUGAUUCGUCAUCGUCCGGCCUGCAUGGAGGAGCGUCAUUGCAAUCAAGUGGAAACCGAGAUGGUGGGAGAUGUGACUUAUACAACCCAUAGGGACUGUUGCCUCGGAGACCUAUGCAACAGCGCCGUGGCAAGCACUGUGGUCCCAGCAUCCAUCCUGACUGCAGCAGCCACUGCUCUGGCCUGGCUCUUGCCAGGGCUGUGGAGAAGGUAG
This is a messenger RNA of Trichechus manatus latirostris (Florida manatee), 426 nucleotides long. RefSeq names its product lymphocyte antigen 6 family member G6D (gene LY6G6D). Gene Ontology annotation, cellular component: external side of plasma membrane. Gene Ontology annotation, biological process: acetylcholine receptor signaling pathway. Lineage: Eukaryota; Metazoa; Chordata; Mammalia; Sirenia; Trichechidae. Gene Ontology annotation, molecular function: acetylcholine receptor inhibitor activity. The record is from RefSeq and is a predicted model, not a curated record.